UCAUCUAUGUGCCUAGGCAUUUGAAUCAGAUACUCGAGCAGGGGGCUCGUCUGUUCUGGUACCUAUUCUCUGUGCCGAAUCGAGCCCAGCCAUCUUUUUUCACUGUUCAGAUAGCAGAUUUUAGAGAGAGUCUCAAUUGAAAAUCCAUCACCACCUCCAUGCGCGUAUCCUAUGACCAACCAACCAUCCCGCGUUGAUAGUCCGGUUGGAACCUCUAUUCCCUUCCCCCCGUGCCUCACCCUGUCUUCUUCCCCAGGUCCAUCUCGUUCCUUUCCGAUCUAGGAAUACUAGCCGCGGCAUCUCGCCACCAUGUUGCGAAGCACGCGAUCACUUCUCGCGGGCACUUCUAGAGCUACCGCGUCACAGAACUCUCCGAUCGCACUCUUGCCUAGAUCGCUAUUCCGGGUAGUAACUACCGCCCCCUGCCCCAACCCAGUAUUCCGAAAGGUCCACGAUCCCCGCCUCCUCCCGCUUCCACCGAUGCGAGUGGCUCAGUAUGCCACCGAGGCGAGGCGUGGGCUCCCGCUAGGAAAGAAUCUCGAGGAAGAGAAGAAAUUCGGCCAAGAAAAGCUCGAGUCGAACCCGGAAGCAGUGACUACCGAGUCGAGUGUACGCCAUCUGUACGAGCCCGAUGAGCCGGGUACUGAGAAGCCCAUCCGACACGGCGUUAGGGAUGAUUUGAAAAGCGUUAAAGAUACCUUUUCCAUGGCCGCCGUACCCAGAGAACCCUACCUUAUAGGUCUCGCUGGUACCGUUCCCUAUCUCGCCACCUCCAUCUCCACUGUAUAUCUUUCGUGGGACUUGAACACUGAGUGGCCAACCACGUCCAGCUUCGCGAAUAACGUCUUGAUCGGCCACGACUCGGCUCAGCAUUUGUUAAACCUCAUCGAACCCAUACAGCUGGGCUACGGCGCCGUGAUCAUCAGCUUCCUCGGUGCCGUUCACUGGGGCCUUGAAUAUGCCGAGAAGACGCCGAACCCAGAGCGGAUGCGGUUCCGGUACGGACUCGGCGUCUUAGCCUCCGUCAUAGCAUGGCCGACGUUGUUCAUGCCGAUGGACUUUGCGCUCACGUCACAGUUUGCCGCCUUUGUCCUGCUGUACCUCGCCGAUUCUCGAGCCAGCGUUCGGGGUUGGGCGCCGCCCUGGUACGGAAUCUACAGGUUCGUGUUGACUGCCAUCGUAGGCGCCGCCAUCCUGAUCAGCCUCAUCGGGCGAAUGAAAGUCGGCGAAGCGAAGCCGAGACUCAGCGGCCUCAGCGACAAGGUCCACGAUCAUAGUAGAGAGCUGGAAUACACCAAGAAAUGGCGGGAUCUCGAGGAGAAGGAGAAGGCAGCGAAGGCGGCCGAGGCGGAGAGGAAGAGGAAGGAGGAAAAUGAAGAGGAGAGCAAUAAGAAAUCCGACAAGAAAAAGGAAGAGAACAGCGGCGAGGAUGAAAGCUCUGAGGAAGGCGGAGAACAGAAGGCGGGUGAAAAGGAUGAGGCUGGUAAUAAGGGCGAAGGGAAGGAAGGCGGUAAGAAUAAGGACAAGGGAAAGGGACAGACUGGAGGGGAUGAGUAACGUAGAGGGAGAGGGU
Messenger RNA from Durotheca rogersii, 1573 nucleotides. RefSeq lists its product as uncharacterized. The transcript is spliced from 2 exons. Lineage: Eukaryota; Fungi; Ascomycota; Sordariomycetes; Xylariales; Xylariaceae. The record is from RefSeq and is a predicted model, not a curated record. Bases 310 to 1557 code for a protein of 415 amino acids.